Messenger RNA from Guillardia theta CCMP2712, 1590 nucleotides. RefSeq lists its product as hypothetical. Lineage: Eukaryota; Cryptophyceae; Pyrenomonadales; Geminigeraceae. Bases 1 to 1590 code for a protein of 529 amino acids. Gene Ontology annotation, molecular function: protein binding. The transcript is spliced from 8 exons. The record is from RefSeq and is a predicted model, not a curated record.
AUGCAGGAGGAGCGCAUCAUGCAGAGCCUGGAGAGGCUGGAGAAGCUGCAUGGCAGUCUUGAGCGCCAGGAUUCCAUGACAUCCUUCAUGUUGGAUGCUAUCGACGUCCUCACCCUCUCGGUCUCAGCAGAAGCGAGCGAGCACGAUGACUUACCCCAGUGCACGUGUGGCAUAAUUCUGUCUGGAUGCUCGAUAGGGUGCAUCAUGGAUGGAAGUCCUGCCAUGGAAUGCGGCGCUGUGAGCGUCGGUGAUGUGAUUGUGAAGGUCGACGGGCAGGAAGUGAGCAGUCAAAACAUCGAGGAAGCCAUGAAGGGUUGCGACCUUCCAGGCUCUCUGGUAUGGCUGACGGUCAGGAAACGAGAUGGCCUGACUAAUGAUGCCUUGAUGCAUCGUGUGCGUGUGGGCGACAUGUUUCAGCGAACAGUGAUGGUACAAGCGCUCGCCCGCUUGCAGAAGGCAGCAGAGGAGGGAGACAUGAAGGCAGUCUCGGCCACAGCUGCAGAAGUGCAUCGAUGUUGGCAGAAGAACAGUCAGGAAAGCUUGAGAAGUCAGGGAGAGCUGUUGGAAAACUUGCGCAAGGUUGGUCAUGGCUUGAAGAACUGGCUUAUCGAUUGGAAGAAGGAGCUUGAGACCAUGCGCCUGCAAUGGAGAGACGCUUUCUAUGAGAAUGGAGUCAUGGCAAAUGAUCUGGUGCGGUUUGGGAACAAGGCGCUGGAGAAGUCAAAGCAUGAGAGUGCUGAGAAGGCCGAGACAACAGAGAGAGUAUUGAGCAACACUAAAGUACCUGAUGUAGGAUUCUUCAACGAGUCGCCAACAAACCAAUCCCCUUCGAUCUCUGUGGAGAAUCCAAAGUUGUUCAACGAGUUGCCAACAAACCAAUCACCUUCGAUCUCUGUGGAGAAUCCAAAGUUGUUCAACGAGUUGCCAACAAACCAAUCACCUUCGAUCUCUGUGGAGAAUCCAAAGCACGUACAGAAGACGACACCAUCUGAGAGAAACAACGAUUCAUUACAUAGCAAUGAAUCAUCGAGGAAGAUUUUCAAUGACGACAAGAAAAUCGGAGCGAGAGCAAGGGAAAAACGGGAAAAACGACAAAUUUCCGACCCGCUGACACAAUUCGAAGAGGCGAAUGCCAACUUGAUGGAAAGUGUUCUUGAAAACGAAAUCCUGGGAGUGAUCUUGGCAGCGGAUAUUGAUAUUUUUACAGAAAGAGCAAAAGUUGUAGACAUCAUGCCUGGAAGUUUGAUAUCCAACCAACGACAACUCUGUGUCGGAGAUCUGAUUGUAAGCAUUGACGGGGAAAAGAUCAUCAGCGUGGAUCAUGCCGAAUACUGCCUAAAGCAAGUUCUAGGCUCCAGGAAGAAAGCGAUCUUAGACAUUGACCGGAAAGGAGUGUUUCACCAGGUCGACAUAGAUGCGCGGGGACAUAAUUCUAAGCAUGCGAUUCUUCUGCCUGAUAAGGAGGAUGAGCAGUGGGAAGCCGAUGCUGGAUCGUAUGACCAUUCUCCAUCAGAAAAAUCUUCCGAAUUCAUGAGCAAGAAACAACUUCUGGAAGUAUUCAAAAGCAAGGAGUACUUGCUAGAGGGAUGA